AUGUCCGAUCACAUAGAUAUGGAUGAAUUUCGAAUGACAGCAGAUGAUUUAAAAGACUUUAAAAGGGACCUAUUGGCCACUGUCUACAAUCAAACGCACACUCAGCUGAUGAUAUACCAGCAAGGCAAGUGCUUGAGAACAGCAAAAACAAUUAAAACCAGAAAAUCUUCUCAUAGUGCAGCUAUAACUGAUGGUGAGGAAACAAUGCCCUCGGCUGAAGUUUUAAAUGACAUAAAAUUGGACAAGGAAUUAGAUGCCUUGAGAAAUAUUUAUAAAGAGGCUUAUGAGGAGUUAACAAAAGAAAAAUUAAUUGAAGAACAGCCCUAUGCAGACGUAAUAAAUGCCAUAGAAGUGCAAAAACAAAACAAUAAUGAAGUGGAUGUUUUAACGAAAGACUUAAAAGAGAACAAAACGAUAUUGAAAAACUUAAAGGAACUACAAAAAAGGGAGCAAAGCGAAAUGUCUGAAAAAUUAUCUCAAAAAUCACAACGUAUCGAAGUGUUACGUGAUCAAUUGAGUAACAUAAAACGUAUUAAUCAUUUGGAAGUUAGAUUGGUGGAGAAAUGGGAAAACAAUCGCUAUACACAGGCCACCAUAGUAGGCGAAAAGGAAGAACGUUUUCUAAUGCAAGAAAUACUGGAGCUGCAUCGCCGCAUGGCUGGCGAGCAACGUUUGAUCUAUGAAAUUCAAGCAUUUCGCAAUAAUGAAAUCUCCGAAUUAAAGGAUAAAAUUUCGAAGUGGGAAGAAAAAUUCCGGGAGGAAAAAUUUCAAAUAAUUGCAAAGAACUUAACAUUGACACAGAACAUUGCAGACAUUGUGAAAUCUCAUGAGAAGCAUUGUGAAAUUACGGAGCAAAGACAGCUGUUUGUGGCUGAAUAUUUGGAGCAAAAAGCUGAAGAGCAACGUUUGUAUGAACAGCAACUUUAUCGUAUCGAAUGUGCGGUACGCAUACAGGCUUGGUGGCGUGGUGUUAUGGUACGUAAGGGCUUGGGCCCAUAUCGUAAGAAAUCGAAAAAGGGUAAGAAAUCUAAGGGCAAAAAGUAA
Calliphora vicina (urban bluebottle blowfly) is the source of this 1044-nucleotide messenger RNA. RefSeq names its product dynein regulatory complex protein 9. The record is from RefSeq and is a predicted model, not a curated record. Gene Ontology annotation, biological process: cilium organization. Gene Ontology annotation, molecular function: protein binding. The coding region runs from base 1 to 1044 and encodes 347 amino acids. NCBI's taxonomy places the organism in Eukaryota, Metazoa, Arthropoda, Insecta, Diptera, Calliphoridae. Gene Ontology annotation, cellular component: motile cilium; cytoplasm. The transcript has a single exon.